GGGGGAGCCCAAAACGUGGUACGGAGCCCCGGGGUAUGCGGCUGAGCAGCUGGAGGAUGUCAUGAAGAAGCUUGCUCCAGAGCUGUUUGAAUCUCAGCCAGAUCUCUUGCACCAACUUGUCACCAUAAUGAACCCGAACACUCUGAUGGCCCACGGAGUGCCUGUGUAUCGAACUAACCAGUGUGCCGGCGAGUUUGUGAUCACCUUCCCGAGAGCUUACCACAGCGGCUUCAAUCAGGGAUUCAAUUUUGCUGAAGCUGUGAACUUCUGCACGGUCGAUUGGCUCCCGUUGGGUCGCCAGUGCGUGGAACACUACCGCCUGCUGAACCGCUACUGCGUCUUCUCUCACGAUGAGAUGAUCUGUAAAAUGGCUUCCAAAGCAGACGUUCUUGAUGUUGUGGUCGCGUCUACGGUUCAGAAAGACAUGGCCAUUAUGAUAGAGGAUGAGAAGAGGUUGCGGGAGAAGGUCGAUAAACUGGGAGUGACUGACUCGGAGCGGGUGGCUUUCGAGCUCUUUCCUGACGACGAGCGACAGUGCUUGAAGUGCAAAACCACCUGUUUCAUGUCGGCCGUGUAUUGCCCCUGCAAGCCUGGCUUGCUGGUGUGCCUGUACCACGUCGAGGAUCUCUGCUCCUGUCCCACCUACAAAUACAAACUGGGGUACCGCUAUACCCUGGAGGAACUCUAUCCCAUGAUGAACGCGCUCAAGAUGCGUGCGGAAUCCUACAAUGAGUGGGCUUCCAACGUUAACGAAGCUCUGGAGGCAAAAAUCAACAAUAAAAAAAGUCUCAUCAGUUUUAAGGCUUUGAUAGAAGAAUCAGAAAUGAAAAAAUUCCCAGACAAUGACCUGCUGCGACACCUCAGGCUGGUUACGCAGGAUGCAGACAAAUGUGCCUCGGUUGCACAGCAGCUUCUUAAUGGCAAAAGACAAACCAGGUACCGCUCCGGAGGAGGAAAGUGUCAAAACCAGCUGACGGUGAACGAGCUGCGGCUGUUCGUGAGGCAGCUGUACGCUCUGCCCUGCGUCCUCAGCCAGACGCCGCUGCUGAAGGAUCUUCUUGAUCGCGUGGAAGCUUUUCAACAGCAAAGCCAAAAACUCCUUUCUGAAGAAAUGCCCAGCGCUGCGGAACUUCAGGAACUGCUGGACGUCAGCUUCGACUUCGACGUUGACCUCCCGCAGCUGGCUGAACUGCGGACGCGCCUGGAGCAGGCGCGCUGGCUCGAGGACGUGCAGCUGGCUUCCUCGGACCAAAACUCUCUUACUCUAGACGACAUGAGACGCCUCAUCGACUCAGGUGUCGGGCUCGCUCCCUACCCAGCGGUUGAGAAAGCGAUGGCGAAGCUGCAGGAGCUCCUGACGGUGUCUGAACACUGGGAUGACAAAGCCCGAAAUCUGAUAAAGGCCAGACCACGGCAGUCGCUGAGCAGCCUUGUGGCAGCAGUGAAGGAGAUGGAGGAGAUCCCAGCCUACCUCCCGAACGGCGCCGCGCUGAAGGACGCGGUGCAGAAGGCCAAAGACUGGCUGCAGGAGGUGGAAGCUCUGCAGGUUGGAGGACGGGUGCCUGUCCUGGACACGCUAGCGGAACUCGUCACAAGAGGUCGAUCUAUUCCGGUGCAUCUGGACCACCUGCCGAGGCUGGAGAACCUGGUGGCAGAAGUGCAGGCGUGGAAGGAGUGCGCCGCUAACACCUUUCUGUGCGAGAACUCCCCGUACUCUCUUCUGGAGGUGUUGUGUCCCCGCUGUGAUAUUGGAAUGCUGAACCUGAAGAGAAAGCAGAAGAAGUUGAAGGAGCCAGUGCCCAGUGGAAAGAAGAAAAGCACUAAGCUAGAGACGCUGAGCGACUUAGAGAGAGCGCUCUCGGAGAGCAAAGACACUGCGUCUGCGAUGGCCACGCUUGGGGAAGCCCGACUGAAGGAGAUGGAAGCGUUGCGUUCUCUGCGAGCGGCCAACGAAGCGAAGGCGCUGUCGAGUGAAGAGGAUGCGGAACUGAAAGUCUGUCUGUGCCAGAAGGAGCCGGCGGCUCCCAUGAUACAGUGUGAACUCUGCAGAGGGUUCUUCCAUACCGGCUGCGUUUCGGUGCCCAACGUUGUGCAGGGACCUCGUGUGUGGCUCUGUCCGCAGUGUCACCGGUCAGAAAAGCCACCUUUAGAAAAGAUCUUACCGCUGCUGGCCUCCUUGCAGCGUAUCCGCGUGAGGCUUCCCGAGGGGGAUGCCCUGCGGUACAUGAUCGAGAGAACUGUGAACUGGCAGCACAGAGCACAACAAAUGUUAUAUUCAGGGAAUCUAAAACUUAUACAAGACAAAGUUGGCUCAGGAUUAUUGUACAACAGAUGGCAAGCCACGGGCGGGCAGUUGCCGGAGACAAACAAGGUUUCCCAGACAAUUGGUGCAAUGUCAUUCUCCAUGCCUCACGACUGGGAUAACAGAACCAUCUAUUUACAUUCUCCAUUUCCUGCAGGACAGCACUGCGUCCCACUUCAUGUCGUUAGCAGGGAGCUGGAUGAGCUGAUGAUGGAAGCCCAGCUGCUACAGGUUUCUCUGCCUGAAAUACAGGAGCUGUACCAGAUCCUGUUCACAAAGCAAAGCCCGGCUGCGCAGGCGGAGCAGAGGUCGCCCGGCGGAGCAGCAGCUGAGAAGAACGACUGUUGCCGAGGAAAAAAGGAUGGAAUCAGUUACAUGGAGAGAAAACUAAAACGUCGUUUCGAGAGAGAGAGCUUCUGUGAUGAGAAGAGAGCAAGAGUAAAAAAAAUGAGAACACCCAAAAAGAAGAAACUGAAACUGAGUCACUCAAAGGAUCUCUGCACUCACAAACUGGAGAGGGAGCGGGAGCGUCUCUUUGAGAUGCAGCGUUCCAGCGAAAGUCACUCGCUCCCCUCCGACCUGUCGUUCUCUGAGCAGGAGGACUCUGAGGAUGAAGAUGCCAUCUGCCCCGCUGUGAACUGCCUCCAGCCCGAGGGAGAUGAGGUGGACUGGGUCCAGUGCGACGGCAGCUGCAACCAGUGGUUCCACCAGGUGUGCGUGGGCAUCUCUCCAGAGAUGGCGGAGAAGGAGGACUACAUCUGCCUCAGCUGCUCCGGGAAGGACUCGCAAUACCGGAAGUAAAACUGUUCAGGACUCGAGGAAAGGAGGUUGUCAGAGUUUUCCAAUAAAGCCGCAGAGGCUGGUUUAAGAACCAGGUUGCAAUUGGUGCUACUUCUAUCCUUAUGGGAUCAUUUUCCAGAACUCAAUUUUUGACACUUUUAUAUUUUCCCUUGAUCUGUUUGUGGUUGUUGAGGUUUGAGAUGCUGACUGUUGAGCAGGGGUUUCCACCGAUUCGGAAGGCAUUUGAAACAUGCACCUUUUAUUGUACAGCAUAAAGUACCUCUCUGGGAUUUACCGGUGUAUUUAAUUCAGCUUGAUUUAGGUGCAAAAAAAAAAAAAAAAAGAAAAAAAAAAAGAAAACCAAAACCUGCACCAUGAAUUUUCCAAUAAAUCCUCUUUCGAGGAAAUCCCCAUUUACUCUGUUAACUCUUUGGAGCCUUUAGGUUUUUUUCCACUUUGUUUUUCGUAGGCUAGGUUUAUUUAUCUGAGCAAUAACUUCUAUGUCUGGUUU
This is a messenger RNA of Apaloderma vittatum (bar-tailed trogon), 3593 nucleotides long. It is a transcript of the gene KDM5B, whose product is annotated as lysine (K)-specific demethylase 5B. The record is from RefSeq and is a predicted model, not a curated record. Gene Ontology annotation, cellular component: nucleus. The annotation marks the transcript as partial. Lineage: Eukaryota; Metazoa; Chordata; Aves; Trogoniformes; Trogonidae. Gene Ontology annotation, molecular function: histone demethylase activity. The transcript has 16 exons. Gene Ontology annotation, biological process: chromatin remodeling.